AUGGAUGUCUCACAUAUCAGUCAUGACGUUGAUGAUAAUCACAGACUUUUAGAAGAAAUUAUGAAUUUUAAUAUCACUAGUUCUGUUCGUAAUGAGAGUAAUAUUAAUAAUAACACUGUAGUACAGAAUAAAUCGGGUAAUUUGGUUUCAUUUUUAAGAGACUCAAGUUUUUUAAAUAUUGAGUCAUAUCCACAGUUAAAUUCCAAGAAUAUAAUAUCAUCAGAUGAAAAUAACAAUAAAGACUAUAACGAUAGUAAGAAGAAAGAUGAUAUAUUAUCUGGAAAUGUAGAAGAUAUACAUGAGUUUUUAAAAUUUGAUAUUAAUACAUUACAGAACAACAAUAUCAACACUAAUAACACUAAUCAUGAAAAUAUAUAUCCUAAUCAUAUUUCUCCUGCACACCAACAUGAAAGAUUAUUAUAUCAGAGACAAAUGAGUAGUAUAAAUAAUAAUAAUAAUAAUAAUAAUAAUAAUAAUAAUAAUAAUAAUAAUAAUAAUAAUAAUAAUAAUAACGGUAUGAGAGCUAACCAUUUAACAUAUAGUAAUGAGCAUGUUGCAUCAUUCUUGGACGAUAUGUUCACCACAAGUCAUUUGAAUAGUGAUAUGAAUAACAACAAUAUUGAUGUUGUUAAAAAUAUCGAUACUUCAUUUUUAAAUGACUCUGGAAUGGCUCUAUCUCAAUCUUUAUCGAAAGAUUACCUCCAAAAUAUAAAUAACGGAUUUAGUUCAUCACAUAAUACAAUUAAUAACCCUUCAUUUUCAACAAGUAUAUCAAAUGAUAAUUUAAGUUCAAGUUUUCAACAACCGCAUUCACUCAACAAACUUUCCAUAAAUACAGAUUUCUUAUUCAAUACACAACAUAUAAGCGGGAUAGAUGAUAGUGUAUUAAACUAUGCAGAGGAUAUUACAUCGUCUUUAAGCUCAAGUAUUACAUCGGACAUAAUGACACCAUCUUCAAAUUCAUUCAAUCCACAACCGUUUGAAUCAUUGAAUGAUAAUACGUCCAGUAUUUUAAGCACAUCAUUGAAAUCCCCAAUAACCAGCAUUACAACCCCAGGUUCUUUAAGAAGUAACACUUAUCUUUCUCAGUCUUCAAGACAACCAACAUUUAUGGGCACAACUCCAAAAUCAAGACAUUCCUCAAAUAAUAAUAGUAAUAAUAAUACCAAUGGAAAUAAUACUUUAGAUAGAUUAAGCACAAGUGUUCCAAAAUCGUUAUCACAUCUCACUACAGAAGAAAAAUUACGACGUAAAAGAGACUUUCAUAAUGCUGUGGAAAGAAGAAGAAGGGAAUUGAUAAAACAAAAAAUUAAGGAGUUGGGUAAUCUAGUACCUCCUUCUUUAUUAUGUUUUGAUGCAAAAGGUAAGCAAAUUAAACCAAAUAAAGGUAUUAUUUUGAAUAGGACAGUAGAUUAUAUAAAUUUUUUAUUGGGUGUACUAGAAGCACAAGAGAAGAAAAGAUCACAAUUAUUAUACAAAAUUGACGAAUUAGAAAGAAUGGUAGGAAAAUUAGCCAUUAAUAGUGAUGAUGAUAUAAAAAGGGAUAAAAAUAUGGUUAAAAUAGAUAAUUUGGGGCUGAAAUUAGGUGAUAUUGAUGAGCCUUCAAAAUUGAAUAAUAAUCAAAAUGAUACAGGUGUUGUUCAUGAUAAUAUUCAUAUUAAAAUGGAGGGAAAUAACCCACUGGUAUCUGAUGAUUUGAAACAGUUUCUAUCUGGUGAUAUUGCAGAGGCAGAAGAUAAUGCAAAGCUAAUGUUUAAUCAUGAUGAGAAUAAAGAUCCAACUGAAUAUUUAUUACAGUUUGAUUCAUGA
Messenger RNA from Arxiozyma heterogenica, 1809 nucleotides. It is a transcript of the gene RTG3, whose product is annotated as Rtg3p. The record is from RefSeq and is a predicted model, not a curated record. Gene Ontology annotation, cellular component: nucleus. The transcript has a single exon. Gene Ontology annotation, biological process: regulation of transcription by RNA polymerase II. Gene Ontology annotation, molecular function: DNA-binding transcription factor activity, RNA polymerase II-specific; RNA polymerase II cis-regulatory region sequence-specific DNA binding; protein dimerization activity. Lineage: Eukaryota; Fungi; Ascomycota; Saccharomycetes; Saccharomycetales; Saccharomycetaceae. The coding region runs from base 1 to 1809 and encodes 602 amino acids.